AGGGAAGCUUUUGAGUCCGGUCGUUCCCUCAGGAGUUGUUCCUUUCCCUGAGCUUGACUCACUGGUCCGUCGCCACGCUCGCGUUCCUCUCAGUUCGCAGGCUCCCGCCGCGCUGCUCGCCUUUCCGUACAGAAAGAUGGCAUCGCCCGCCUGCGAGACUCCCGCUUUUCCGUACAAAACCAUGGCACCUCCCUGCACGGAGCAGGCGCCGCCGAGGGAUGCGCUACCCACCCGACUUCCCGACGCUCCGGAGCGGCCGCUUUGGCUAUUGCCCACCGGAGCCGGGCAGGGAGGACCGCCCGCAGCGCGGCGAGAGAUGCGCUCUCGGAGGGGCCGGGACUGAACCGCCUCUGCCCGCCGCGCAUCGCUCUCGCCUCCGACCUGAUUCCCUGCGGCAGGGUUCAAACUUAAUUGAGAAUGUCUGAAAACCUUGGCAAGUCCAGUAUAAAAGAAGCAGGAAAAUCAAAAGAUUCUCAGCAAGGCCUUGAAGAGGCUGUGGAAUGUUCCGAUGAAGCCCCACAGAACCAGGUCAAGUUGGAGUCUCCCAGUCACCACAAAGUGCGAAGACCUCACUCCAGUCCUGCGCGAUUUGUGACUGCGGAAGAGCUUCUGGAGACAGCCAAGGAAGUCACUAACAUGGCUCUGGCCCAUGAAAUUGUCGUGAAUGGCAACUUUCGCAUUCAACCAGUAGAACUGCCAGAAGACAGCUUGGAGAAGAGAGUCAAGGAGAUUGUACAUAAAGCUUUUUGGGAUUGCUUGAGUGCGCAGCUAGGCGAAGACCCCCCGACGUAUGACCACGCCAUCAAACUUGUCGGAGAAAUCCAAGAGACUCUUUUAUCUUUCUUGCUGCCUGGUCACACUAGACUGAGAAACCAGAUAACAGAAGUCUUGGAUCUGGACCUGAUAAAGCAGGAAGCAGAGAAUGGGGCCCUAGACAUUUCCAAGCUGGCAGAGUUCAUUAUUGGCAUGAUGGGGACACUGUGUGCACCUGCUCGAGAUGAAGAAGUUAAGAAACUAAAGGACAUCAAGGAAAUAGUGCCCCUUUUCAGGGCAAUCUUUUCCGUGUUGGACCUGAUGAAAGUGGACAUGGCCAACUUUGCAGUCAGCAGCAUCCGGCCGCAUCUCAUGCGGCAGUCGGUGGAGUAUGAGAGGAAGAAGUUUCAGGAGCUUCUGGAGAGGCAGCCAAAUUCCCUGGACUUUGUCACCCAGUGGUUGGAAGAAGCCACAGAUGACCUGGUGACUCAGAAGUGCCAGCCUGCCCUGCCAGCCCCAGAAGGAGUGGCUGGCUCCAGGGAACCUCCCGCACUGAGCCCUGCUGCCAUCCAGAACCACGCCUACCUGAGGCUUCUCAAGUGGGACCACCUCCGGAGACCAUUCCCUGAAACAGUGCUGAUGGACCAGUCCCGCUUUCAAGAGCUGCAGCUUCAGCUUGAGCACCUGACCGUGCUGGGAGCCGUGCUGCUCGUUACGUUCAGCAUGGCGGCCCCAGGGCUGUCCAGCCAUGCCGACUUUGCAAAGAAACUCAAGAUGAUCGUGAAGAUCUUGCUCACAGAUAUGCAUUUGCCGUCCUUCCACCUGAGGGAUGUCCUCACCACCAUCGGGGAGAAGGUCAGCCUGGAGGUGAGCCGCUGCCUGGCACUGUGCGGGGCUGACCCUUGCUCCCCGGGCAAGGAGACGGCGCUCAGGGGCCAGAUCCAGGCUCUGGGCAGUCCCGACAACCCCAUCCGCAGGCUCAUGGAGUCCCGCAUCCAGACCUUCCUGGAGACCUGUCUGGCCUGGGGUCAUCAGAAGCAGUUGCCCGAGGUCCCUGGAGGGCUGGGGCCCGUGCAGAAGGAGCUGGAGGAAGUGGCUAUUAAAUUUGUUCGCCUGGUCAACUAUAACAAGAUGGUCUUCUGCCCCUACUACGACAGGAUCCUCAGUAAGAUCCUCAGCUGAUCCUAAUAUGCACACCCCGGGUGGCGGCAGUGUCACCCUCUCGCCUCUGAACACCUGUCCUCAACUAUAACGUUGCUUUGGAAAAUGGC
Molecule: messenger RNA, 2024 nt
Organism: Ochotona princeps (American pika)
Lineage: Eukaryota; Metazoa; Chordata; Mammalia; Lagomorpha; Ochotonidae
Gene: TCP11L1
Product: t-complex 11 like 1
Exons: 10
Coding region: 418-1935 (505 amino acids)
Biological process (GO): signal transduction
Source: RefSeq, a predicted model, not a curated record